Molecule: messenger RNA, 2689 nt
Organism: Daktulosphaira vitifoliae (grape phylloxera)
Lineage: Eukaryota; Metazoa; Arthropoda; Insecta; Hemiptera; Phylloxeridae
Gene: pAbp
Product: polyadenylate-binding protein 4-like
Exons: 8
Coding region: 148-2040 (630 amino acids)
Cellular component (GO): cytoplasmic stress granule; ribonucleoprotein complex; nucleus
Molecular function (GO): poly(A) binding; poly(U) RNA binding; mRNA 3'-UTR binding
Source: RefSeq, a predicted model, not a curated record
UAAUUCUAAUUUAAAAAACCAAAAAAAAAAUAUAAAAUUUAAUUAAAUAAAAAAAAAAAAGGAAAACUUUUAAAAUAUAAAAAAAAAAUAUUACAAUAACGCUGUCUAAGUAUUCGAAUAUUUUAUAAAAGUUCACUUCUCACUGAAAUGGCGUCGUUAUAUGUUGGUGAUCUUCAUUCUGAUGUGACUGAAGCUAUGUUAUUCGAAAAGUUUAGCACUGUUGGUGCGGUUUUGUCAAUUAGAGUAUGCAGAGAUAUGAUUACUCGCAGAUCGUUGGGAUACGCCUAUGUCAACUUCCAAAACAUGGCGGAUGCUGAGCGUGCAUUGGAUACCAUGAAUUUUGAUGUACUUAAAGGACGCCCUAUGAGAAUUAUGUGGUCACAAAGGGACCCUUCUUUGAGAAAGUCGGGUGUUGGCAAUGUAUUUAUAAAAAACUUAGAUAGAAGCAUAGACAACAAAGCCAUGUAUGAUACAUUCUCUGCCUUUGGAAAUAUUUUAAGCUGUAAAGUUGCUCAAGAUGAAACUGGACAGUCUAAAGGAUAUGGCUUUGUACAUUUUGAAAUGGAACAGUCUGCUACUCAAUCAAUUGAGAAAGUUAAUGGAAUGUUACUUAAUGGUAAAAAAGUAUUUGUUGGAAGAUUUGUUGGUAGAAAAGAUCGUGAAAAAGAAUUGGGCCAAAAAGCAAAAUUAUACACAAAUGUGUAUAUAAAAAAUUUGGAUGAAAAUGUUACUGAUGAAGAAUUAUUUAAAAUGUUUGAAAAAUUUGGUACAAUCACUAGUUAUAAAGUAAUGUUUAGAGAAGAUGGUAGUUCUAGAGGAUUUGGAUUUGUUGCUUUUGAAGAUCCUGAAGAAGCUGAAAAAGCUGUAAUUGAAUGGCAUGGAAAAGAAAGUCCUGAAGGAAAGACUUACUAUGUAGGACGUGCCCAAAAAAAAGCUGAACGCCAGCAAGAACUUAAACGUAAAUUUGAACAAUACAAAAUUGAAAGAAUGAAUAGAUAUCAAGGCGUUAAUUUAUAUGUGAAAAAUUUGGAUGACACAAUUGAUGAUGAACGUUUGCGAAAAGAAUUUAGUGUUUUUGGAACCAUUACAAGUGCCAAAGUUAUGAUGGAUGAUGGUCGAAGCAAAGGAUUUGGUUUUGUUUGCUUUUCUUCUCCAGAAGAAGCAACUAAAGCAGUUACUGACAUGAAUGGGCGUAUUGUAGGAACUAAACCUUUGUAUGUUGCUCUAGCUCAACGUAAGGAAGAUCGCAAAGCUCAUUUGGACUCCCAAUAUCUACAACGCAAUACUAAUAUUCGUAUGCAGUCUAUUGGUCCAAUAUAUCAGCCUGGUGGCUCUAGUGGUUAUUUCGUCCCUACAAUUCCACAACCUCAACGUUUCUUUGGACCAACACAGAUGACUCAAAUUCGUCCUCAACCUAGAUGGGCUGCUCAACCUCAAGUUAGGGCUGGUGCCCCUCAAGCAACAGCUGCUGGUUAUCCAAAUAUGGCUACACAAUACAGAAACAUUGGUGCACGAGCUCCAGUGCCAGCUGGCCAACAAGCAGCAAUGGCUAGAAACACCAUGGUUGAUCGAAAUGCUAGACCAAUUAGUACAACUCAGCAACAAAUACCAGGUGCUGUUCCUGCUGGAGGAGUUCGUGUUCCUGGAGUCCGAGGAACUGGUGCUGGUUACAAGUACACAGCUAACAUGCGUAAUCCACCUGGUCAAGCACAAGGUAUAGGCCAAAACCAACCAGGUCAACCACCAGCACCAGUGCAAGCUGCUGUGCAUGUUCAUGGACAAGAACCAUUAACAGCAACUAUGUUGGCUACGGCUCAGCCUGAAGAUCAAAAGCAAAUGUUGGGUGAACGAUUAUUCCCACUUAUUCAGCGCAUGUAUCCAGACUUGACUGGUAAAAUUACUGGUAUGUUAUUGGAGAUUGAUAAUUCUGAUUUGCUUCACAUGUUGGAACAUCAUGAAUCUUUAAAGAGUAAAGUAGAAGAGGCAGUUGCUGUGCUUCAAGCUCAUCAAGCACAACAGACUCAAGUGAAAAAAGAAUAAUUGUAGUAUUUAGCUAAAAAUUUACUUAAUUAUUUACCGUCAUUCUUACAUUUUAUUUUACAAUAUUUUCAUCAAAUUUGAUAUUACAUCAACAAAAAAUAUUAAUUUGUUAUGAGAAAAAAAUUAAACGCAUUAAAAAAAAAAAUUAUAAAAAAAAAUUGAAAAAAUUGAUGUUAUAAGUCAAAUAAAAAAGAUAUAUUUAUGCCCACUGAAAAUCAAUAACAACUAAAGAAAUAUAUUUGGUAAUUAAUUAAAUUUAUCCAGUAGUAGAGUCACAAUUCACAAAUUUUUUUAUAUUUCAAAUUGAAUUAAAUGAUAUUGACAAAUAAUUUCUAUUCUAUUUUGUAAUAUUAAAUAAUUUACACUCAAUAGUUCUGAUUAUGUAAUACAAAUUGGAACAACAAUGGACUUGGUAUUUUUACAUUUUAAGUUAUUGUAUCUACUACUGGUAAAUCUUAAUUUUCAAACAAAUUAUUCAACAAUUAAUUAACUUCUAAUUUAUUCAAUAUGUUACACAAAAAUUGGAUUAUCACAAUAUAAUUAUAUUAUAUAUUUAAUACUACAUAGCUAAAAAGUUUUUGUAAAAUUUUCUUAAUAUGAAAUUGUAUUAUGAGUAAAACUGAAUUAUACAUAAACUUUAUACAUUUUA